Maylandia zebra (zebra mbuna) is the source of this 2909-nucleotide messenger RNA. Its product is annotated as cathepsin Z. Gene Ontology annotation, molecular function: cysteine-type peptidase activity. Lineage: Eukaryota; Metazoa; Chordata; Actinopteri; Cichliformes; Cichlidae. Gene Ontology annotation, biological process: proteolysis. The record is from RefSeq and is a predicted model, not a curated record.
GCCAACAUGGCGGCUACAAAUUUUGCAUGUCUGCUGUUUUGUUUAGCAUCUUUUUCACAGCAGUUUAGCGCCUCCAGGCUUCUCACCGAACCGUGUUAUAAACCCAUUAGAGACCACAGGCCGGACUUUGUCAGGACGCAGGCCCGGCCGCAUGUAGAGGUGUUGAAGCUUCCUCCGUCAUGGGACUGGAGGAACAUCGAUGGGAAGAAUUAUGUGAGCGUCACGAGGAACCAACACAUCCCCCAGUACUGUGGCUCCUGCUGGGCCAUGGGAGCCACCAGUGCGCUAGCUGACCGCAUCAACGUCAAGCGUGGAGGAGCGUGGCCAUCGGCGUACCUCUCCGUGCAGAACGUGAUAGACUGCGGGAGGGCAGGUUCCUGUUACGGAGGCGAUCACCUGAGAGUCUACGCCUACGCGCACGAAAGUGGCAUUCCUGAUGAAACCUGCAACAACUACCAAGCCAAAAACCAAAAGUGCGAGCUGUUUAACCAGUGCGGCACGUGCUCCUUCUUUGAGUCGUGCGCUGUUGUGAAGAACUACACCGCGUGGAAAGUCGGAGACUACGGAGAAGUUUCUGGAAGAGAUGAGAUGAAAGCUGAAAUUUUCACCGGCGGACCCAUCAGCUGUGCAUUGAUGGCGACUGAAGGCCUGGAGCGAUACUCCGGAGGGAUUUUCUCCGAGUUUCACCCUCUCUCUCUGCCAAAUCACAUCGUGUCUGUGGCUGGGUGGGGCGUGGGCGAAGAUGGGAUCGAGUACUGGAUCGUCAGGAACUCCUGGGGAGAGUUCUGGGGAGAACACGGCUGGGCGAGAAUUGUCACCAGUGCAUUUAAAGGAGGAAAAGGCAACUGGUUCAACCUGGGUAUUGAGAAAAACUGUGCAUAUGGAGACCCUAUUGUAACAUAGGUGCUUAAUUAAGGUGAUCAAUCUUACUGAAAUAACUGUGGAUAGUUUGGAAACUUUAGGGAACGCUUUCCUUCUGUGUACUAAAAUCAACAUGUGCAAACAACAAUUUGCUGUUUAAUGUGGGUUUAUUUUUUGAAAGUGCUUCUUGGCUGAAAGCAGUAAUGUCCUGAAGCUAGUUCAAUCCAAGAAAUUGUUUGGUAACAUCUUCCUGUAAAAAAACCUCAAUCACAACAUGUUAUUUAUGCACUUUGGUUUCUGCAUAAAAUAAACAGUAUUACAAAGUCGCAGUGCACUCAGCUCAGAAUCUUAAACAUGUACAGACACUACCGGCUCUCACUAAGUAUACUUCUUAGUGUUUAUUUAAGAGCAGGAAGAACGCAUUUUGAGCUCUUAUCUGUCAUCAGCACUACCAGCUUAAAGAAAGUCUUCCAUUUAGGAUUUUCAGCCUUUACAGGUUGUCUGAGGAUCAAGUUCAGACACGGUCGGUAGCAACAAGAUAUUUGUCGAUGGUUUAGAUACAGCUAAAAACAUAUAAAGGAAUCACUUAUUAACCCCUAAGCUUCCCUCUUAGAGAGACUUGAAAAUCUCUUAAACAUGUUUCCAUUAAAAAAAAUGACAAAGUGUAUCAUUAAACAUUGGCACAUUUUAUUUAAGCUGUUUGAUCAAAGAUUCACAGAUCUUUGCAAAUAAAUGGGCCAAAAAUCUGAGUGGUAAAGUGGUCGACGCUGAUUGCUUCGGACCUCCUCAAACAUAUUUAAAUUGUGAGGGGAUUGGAAGAAAGUUCAAAGUUAAAGAUGGACUCUUUCUUAUAGAACCAAAUUUGUGGUCUACUUCUUAAAAUGCCCAAAUGGGCUGAUAAUAGCAUAGGAAAACUCAACUGAAUUGUAAAAUGUCUUUGCUAGCAGUACCAUCAGUCAUUAUCAAGUCGAGUCACUUUUAUUUGUACAGCAAAUUUUACAACAACAGAAGUUGAGCCAAAGUGCUUUCCAGGCAGGUGCUGUUGCGUUCCAGGUCCAGACGUUACACUGGUGCAGAACUGUACCCUGUCUGUGUGGUCAGAGUAUGCAGAUCUCGGAUAAAGGCACUGAUGCCGUUGACUUGCCUUCCCCAGACCUAAAUCCAGUUGAGAACCUGAUGUUAGGUAUCUAUACAUCUGAUGCAACCAAAUAGCACCACAGACUGUCCAGAAGUUCACUGAUCCAGGUUUGGGAGGAGAUCCUUCAAAACAGCAUCCACCUGCAUCAGGAGCAUGCCCAGAUGUUAGCAUACAGGAUCAUGGGGACUAUACACACUACUGAGCUACAUUAUGACAUGAGCAGGAUCAGUGUGUGAUUUAAAUGUGUAGCUUUUGGUGUUACUUUAAGGAGCUCCCCUCCUUUCACUCUUGAUAGGGCCACCAAGCUGCCCUAAACUGAGCCUGCUUCUGCUGGAGAUCACUUCCUGUUGAAAGGAGGCUCUUCCUCCCCACUGAUGACAAUGUGCUUGCUAAUAGUUGAUCCAUCUGACCACAGAACAGUUUUCCACCUUGUCUCAGUCCACUUUUUAAAAAAAGCUUUGAUUCAGUGAACAUGGCAGUAUUCACAUGUUCACAUGUGGUUCUCAUGAUGGUUUCUCCAGAUUCUCUGAAUCAUUUGUUGAUAUUAUGCACUGUUAAUGAUAGAUAUUCAAAGUCUUUGCAAGUUUACGUUGAGGAACAUUAUUCUGCAACGGUAGAUUUUUGCAGAUUGGUGAACCUCUGCCCAUCUUUACUUCUGAGAAACUCCGCCUCACUAAGAUAACCUUUUUACACCCGAUCAUGUUACUGACCUGCUAGUUGCAAAAUGUUCAGUCAGCUGCUUCUGUUUAGUACCAUUUACUUUUCCAGCCUUUUGCUGUCCUGACCCAAACAUUGAUUCUGUCAUCAGUUUCAAAAUGAUCCGACAUUUUUCAUGAAAUUGUAAAAUGACUGUGUUUAAACAUUUGACAUGUUUUCCAUGUUCUAUUAUGAAUAAAAUGUGGGUUUAGGA